This is a messenger RNA of Dufourea novaeangliae, 2774 nucleotides long. RefSeq names its product protein bric-a-brac 2 (gene Psq). NCBI's taxonomy places the organism in Eukaryota, Metazoa, Arthropoda, Insecta, Hymenoptera, Halictidae. The record is from RefSeq and is a predicted model, not a curated record. Gene Ontology annotation, biological process: regulation of transcription by RNA polymerase II. Gene Ontology annotation, cellular component: nucleus. Gene Ontology annotation, molecular function: DNA binding; protein binding. The transcript has 9 exons. Bases 64 to 1935 code for a protein of 623 amino acids.
GAGUUGCCAAGAAUCGGUCAAACUUUUGCACCGGUGGUGAUUUGAUUCGAGCGUCAGGUUGUCAUGGUAAGCGGCGGCAUGGCCGGGCAGCACUACUGCCUGCGCUGGAACAACUACCAGUCGAACAUGACGUCCGUUUUCCAUCAACUUUUACAAACCGAAGCGUUCGUGGACGUCACACUGGCAUGUAACGAGGCCUCAUUGAAAGCACACAAGGUGGUAUUGUCAGCGUGCAGUUCCUAUUUUCAAAAACUACUACUCUCGAAUCCCUGCAAACACCCGACGAUCAUCAUGCCACAGGAUGUCUGUUUCAAUGAUCUCAAGUUCAUCAUAGAGUUCGUCUACAGGGGUGAGAUCGACGUCUCGCAAGCCGAACUUCAGUCGCUAUUGAAAACGGCCGACCAGCUGAAGAUAAAGGGCCUCUGCGAGGUCCCGGAAAGCAGAGACGGUCCGCCGUCGGUGAGCCUGAGCUCGCCACCGCGGGAACCAGGCACACCCAGGAUAAAUUUCGCGAAGCUGAAGAGGCAUCAUCCUCGAUACAAAAGAGCGAGGACCACGUUCGAGCCUCGCGCGACCGACUCGAGGCAUUACGACCGAUACAAAGAGGAGGAAUCGAACGAGGAUUACAAUCCGGAGAACAAAGAGAAUCACAUAGACUGGCAGGCCGAAGAUGAAGAUUGCACGGAGGGAACAACCGCAACAGUAGUCUUGGAAACGUGCCAACGGAACAACAAUAAUAAUAACAAUAACAACAGCGGUAACGGUACGAACAACAAUAACAACGGCGACAUGUUCUGUCAUACAGGGCUCGGCCAUUAUGGACAUCAUCCGGAUCCUGGGGAGGUCGAUCUACCCCCGGAAACUCAACCCACCCCACCUAGUGCGACUCUGGUUGGCACUACGAUCACCCACCUAAGAGAUCCGGAUCAUCAUUCGACAGAGAUUCAGAACUGUGACAGUGUGAAGAUAAAGUUCGAGACGUUGCACACGAUGGACUCUACGGACACGAUCGACAUAGACAGCCACAUGUCCGAUCGGGCGAGCGUCAGUUCGAAGAACGCAGCGGACAGCGACAACAUGAUGAUGAUCACGCCUGAGCUGCUCGGUUUAAUGCCGUCUGGAAGUUCCGUGCACUCGGAUUCAGGUGAGAACAACUCGAGGGGCCAUUCCGGGCAGUCGAGUUCCCAUCAUCACGGAUCGAAAUCGUGGACCCAGGAGGAUAUGGACGCCGCUUUGGAAGCAUUGAGGAACCAUGACAUGAGCCUGACGAAAGCCUCCGCAACUUUCGGUAUACCAUCGACGACGUUAUGGCAAAGAGCGCACCGGUUAGGCAUAGACACACCAAAAAAGGACGGCCCGACGAAGUCGUGGAGCGACGAGAGCCUCAACAACGCUCUCGAGGCGCUCAGAACCGGCACGAUCUCUGCGAACAAGGCCUCGAAAGCGUUCGGUAUACCGUCGAGCACGUUGUACAAAAUCGCGAGGAGGGAAGGCAUCAGGCUAGCCGCGCCUUUCAACGCAAGUCCGACCACAUGGUCGCCGGCCGAUCUGGAUCGCGCACUGGAAGCGAUCAGGUCCGGUCAGACGUCCGUGCAGAGAGCCUCCACCGAAUUCGGUAUACCAACGGGUACCUUGUAUGGUAGAUGUAAGAGGGAAGGAAUCGAGCUGAGCAGGAGUAAUCCCACGCCGUGGAGCGAGGAUGCUAUGACAGAAGCUCUCGAGGCUGUCAGAUUAGGUCACAUGAGCAUCAAUCAAGCAGCUAUUCAUUAUAAUCUACCCUAUUCGUCGUUGUACGGUCGGUUCAAAAGGGGGAAGUACGAAGAACCGUCGGUCGGCGAUAUGUCGCAAGACGGUAGCAAUCCGCAUUUCCAUCAGAGUCCGAAUCAGAAUCAUUCGUCCGUCGUUCCGGAUCAGAUGCCCUACCAAGGCAGCUGAAACUUACCCCUCUAUUAGAGCGUUAAGUUAACUUAAACAUUGAAUUCGUCUGGGCUAACCGUUGCUCGUGCGGAUUCGUCGAAAUGGAUAAAAUAAAAGAUCGUACCGCGGACGGAAAAUAGAGCCACCGACCAAAACUUGUUGCAGAAAGAUUCGUUCAAGAAUCUGCGAGAAACUCGCGAAAGGGGCCAAGCGAUUGGGCCGUCGGGGAGAUGACAGGGCUGGGGGACACACAGUAUUAAAGGUGGAUUACCGUUUUAAGGCAAUAUUGUGUACAUUGUAUGAUUUUUAUGUCGAACCGAAAAAAACGUAGACUAAUUCUAACUUAUAAGAAUUAUUUAUAAAGAACACUUGUACAGUCGGGGGUGAAUCCCGGUAAAACCUACUUGUAGCGUGUAAGUCGCCCACGGGGUCGAUAAGCGAGAGAAUAUAAAAUAUUCUAUGAACGGAUAUCUUUUAACUAAAAUUUAAAUAACGGGACACAAUCGAUCGAUAACUAAAUUCUUAUUAACGCGUUCUGUUCUCCCUUUGUUCUCUCGACCGUCUUAUUCUGUUUGUUCUUAAAAUGCAGCUUCGUUUUUGUACUCGCGACCGAGAGAUCGGUGCGUCUUGGGAAGGCGUGAACAAUGCUAUUCCGUAUAUGAAUAAAGAAUUUGUUUAUUUGUCAAAUGUUUAGGUAGGAUUGAAAAAAAAAAAGAGUACAGGUCACACAUGUACACUGAGGACACUGUACACAUUGGUACGCACACACUGCGCCAUGAUUCUUCUAUAUUUACAAAAUUAAAAUACGUAACCCCAAAAGUCACAUGUUUGAUAACGUUAUCGAAAAUGCAAGGUAA